Molecule: messenger RNA, 3786 nt
Organism: Candidozyma pseudohaemuli
Lineage: Eukaryota; Fungi; Ascomycota; Pichiomycetes; Serinales; Metschnikowiaceae
Exons: 1
Coding region: 1-3786 (1261 amino acids)
Biological process (GO): retrograde transport, endosome to Golgi; Golgi to vacuole transport
Cellular component (GO): GARP complex
Molecular function (GO): syntaxin binding
Source: RefSeq, a predicted model, not a curated record
AUGUCACUCGACGGAGACCACGCUACUCCGUCGGCACGUGCAUCCAUGGAUACCACUGUCAACAUCAAUGAAGACGUGGCAAGUGAGCGGUCCACAGAACUGGCUAGAAAGCCUCCAACUGAAUCGGUGUACCUGAACUUCCGUGGGUCUACCGGUGAAGACAGCAUUAUUCUGGCCUUUAACAUACUCAAAUUUGGUCUGGGUGAGGAGGAGGCUGCUCCAGAUGCAUUCCUGCCGUUGGGGCCCAACUCAAUCUUUGAACUCACCCUGGCUUCUGAUGUGGCCAGAGUCAAGCUGAACAAGCCGUUGAAGACCUACCUUCUGGUCAAUGGCGGUGCAAACACAAUCUACAACUUAACCAAGCCUACGUCAAAAGAUAUCCCACAGAUCCAGCUCCAAUCGCUCAAGCAUAAGGUGUCAUCAAAGAGAAUGAGCCAAGAGUUAGUCAAGGACAUGAUCGCAGACUACAAAAGCUUCGAGCAGACCAAUCGGCAUUUAACUGAGGACGUUUUGAGUAAGCUUGGAGGAUCCACACCUGAUCAUUCCUCCGACCACAUAGAUGAUGAAGAUUCGCAAAUACCAUCAGUGUUCGAGAAUCCCGACUUCCACCUAGACGACCCAAGAAUCUUUCGCCAAGUGAUGGAGAACUCUCAGAUAUUGCCUGAUCCAGACUCCCAUGAUAGCACCCACAUUGUACAUAACACAGAGGUCCAGGAAAAGCUCUCUCAAUAUUUAGAUAGAGUGGAGGUGGAGCUUAUUCAGGAGAUUUCCAAAACAUCGGACUCUUUCUUCAGCACCUUGGGAGAAAUUCAAAGCAUCAAGGCCCAGUCAGCAGAAUGCAUCGAUCAAUUCCACAACAUACAAACAAAGCUUGGAAGCAUAGAGGAAGACCAAGCCAAAUGUGGCUUGAAGAUUUUGGAUUUGCUCGACGAACGCCAAAAUGUGUGCCACCUCGAAUCAUCUGUCCUUCAGUUGAAGGAGGUGGUGAGCUGGUUUCAAAAGGCUGAAAAGAUGUUCUCGGAAGGUAGGCACAGCGAAUGUCUUGAUAGUAUAUUAACUAUCGAGCAUCUCAUCAACGGUACCACUCGUGAGGACUAUCCUGAUCCUGACACCUUCAAACUUUAUCCUUCGUUUGAUUAUCCAUUAGUCGAUCUUACUAGAGUUCCUGCCCUUACUUCAAUCAAGAACAAAUUGAAUCAGUUGAAGCUGGCAUGCAGCAAGGGUUACAUCGAGUCGUUCGUGAAUUUGCUUCUAGAGGAUCUCAGGUCCCAUUACAAUCUGGUUACACCAAAGGAUACUAUGAAUCGUAUCUAUAUCUCAAUUGAUUCUAGCAAAACAUUUGGCACCUCGCUGAAUACUUCAUACACAAAAGUUCCUACAGAAGUCAAGGAACAGCUAAUUAUCUUCAUCAAAAAUCUAUACAAGUCGAGUCACUUGGUUGAAGCGUUUGGCGAUUACCAGAAUAAGAUCAUCACAGAAGUCAAAGCGAUCAUCAGAGCGCAUUUACCGCUGGCCCUGAGCAAACUUGAUCCUAUGCAACUUGAAGCUCUGUCAAAUCCUGAGUCCAGAGACUCUUCAGUACCACCUGAUGCAUCUCAGACUGCCGAAUCGACAGCUAUGGCAAGCAAUUCUUUAUCAUCAAAUAUCAAAGGUCUUUCACACGAAGAGUAUGUUCUUAUGAUGAAGACCAUCUUUGCCAGCUUGUCUGAAUGCUUACGAAGACUCACUAUUCAUCAGAAGCUUUUAUUGGAUUUGUCGCUCUCUUCGCUCUCCUCGAAUGACACACUUGAUGUCAUGUCUUUGGACAUUACGAAUGCAAUUAACAGAGCAAUCGAAUUGACUCAGGUUCGUUUGGUAAAGAUUUCGAACGUGCGUCUGGAGCAACUUUGUGACUCUUCGAUUGAGGAAUACCUCAAGCUCUUCUCCUAUUCUUCAGCAUACCUACUGGAGUGCGAGUUCAUCAAUCCUGGCUACAAUGCAACUGGUCCUGGAAGUUCUUUCAAUGACUGGGUCAAAAACCAUGUCGGCUACUACAUACAUCGCUUCCAUCUGAGCUCCAUCAAACGCUUUGUCGCCAAUUGUGAUAAAGAGACCUGGAAGGAGUUUACUAAUUCGGAUGCUUUAGCCAUUGCUCAAAGUUAUUUGGAUGAGGUGCUUGAAUACAGUAAGUACCACGAAACAGACGGUCAGAAAGGUUCCAAUGGCAAGCAUUGGUCUAACCUACUAGUCUUUUAUGAAAAGGAUACCUCAUCAGAUGAAGGCAAGCAACAAAGUGUCUCUCAGAGAACCAAGCUCAAAAUCGGCGACGAUGAGUAUAUGGUGCCCAAGCUUAUUCUCGAUGUUGUCAAGAACAUUAGGGACUACAUUGUUAUCUCAUCGAUCUUCACAUCCAGGGCACCCACAAUCAAGGCCAAUGUUUUGACUUUCUUCAAGGUAAUGAACUCAAGAAUUUCACAGGCUAUCUUGAAUGCUGGUGCCACAAGAACAGCAGGCCUUAAGCAUAUCACUACAAAGCAUCUCGCUCUUUGCAUCCAAACAAUUGAAUUCGAUCACGCCUUCCUUAGUGCCGUUCAGCAUGUUUUUAAAAAUCAAGAGGAAGAGACUGAGCUAAAUCAACAAGGCGAGGACCUCACAUUUGCUAAGAUCAUUUCAAACUACAAAGACCACGAGAACGAGCUUUUUACCAAGCUCGUCCUGAUCAUGAAGGAUCGUACGAUGAAUCAUUGUAACUCCAUUGUGAAGAUUGACUGGUCAGAACCACUCAAACCUGGUCAACAAUGUCAUCAAUUUAUGGAGACUUUAGUGAAAGAGACCAGCACAGUCGCAAAGGUACUCUCGAAGUAUAUGCGCGAAACCGAAUGCUCCCUCAUUUUACUGCAAAUCUUCGAUAACUACAAGAAGUUGCUUUUGCAUUGUUUUUGCACUGAACUCCCGCAGUUCAAAGACUUUAAUGAAAAACACUCGCUUCUUAAGGAUAUUGACUAUUUCAGAGUGAAGCUUGGAGAGCUUCCAGGGUACGGCAACUCAGGUCAAGUCAUUUGGGAGAAUGUCAAUGCUCUUCCUACUGUUGAAGACGCAAGGAUGGAGGAGAUCAUGAGAAACAAUAUCGAGGGAGAGAGAGCCGAGGCAGCAAGAAAAUCUCUAGAAGUCAAUGGCAAGUCUGAUAAAAAUGGGGUAAGUUCUGCUCCGGAGAGUACCACCAAGGAAGAGACAAAUGAGAACACUCCACAGCCUCAAUCUGAUGAAGCAUCUAAGAAAACCGCAGAUACCUCCAACAUAAGCGGCGAGACUGAGCAAUCUACAAAUGCAACGAAACCGGAGGAGGAUCAAUUGGACAAGUCUCUGAAGAAUGCAGUUGGCGCAGUCCAAGAGAAGUCGGAAGAACCACUGGCCACAGAGGACAAGUUAACGGAAACUUCAGAGGAAAAAGACAUGACUGUCGAUAAGAUUGGGGGAGAAAACGAAACCAAUCCCAAGGAUGAUUCUGAAAAAGUAAACCAUGAGCUGAAUCAAGAGGUGAAUGAAACAAAAGAGGGUAUGGAGUCAAAUCAAAGUGAAAGCGAAGCCAAGGAUGAAACCAAGGAGGAAACCAAGGGAGAAGCGAAGGAAGAGCCCAAGGAAGUAUCCAAAGAAGAGCCGAAGGAAGAGCACACGGAUGAUCUGAAAGAGAAAGAGCAGGCUGGAACUGAGACUGAAGCUGAGACGAAAGGAGAAGCUAAUGAGGCGAAGGAUGAACUGAAGCAAGAUGUUGUCACUGACACUACCGAUGCGAAGAAGGAUGACUAG